Naegleria lovaniensis is the source of this 1002-nucleotide messenger RNA. RefSeq lists its product as uncharacterized. The coding region runs from base 1 to 1002 and encodes 333 amino acids. Gene Ontology annotation, biological process: TOR signaling. The transcript has 2 exons. Gene Ontology annotation, cellular component: cytosol. Lineage: Eukaryota; Heterolobosea; Eutetramitea; Acrasida; Naegleriidae. The record is from RefSeq and is a predicted model, not a curated record.
AUGACUAGUCGUUUUCCGACCACAAACAACAACCUCCCAACCACCACAACCACACCCUUCAGAGCUCCAUUUUCUCCAUCCAUCAGAACAUCUCAGAUCGGAGUUGGUCAUUUCUCUAGCACAACUACUGCCACUCCCCAACAUGAGUCUUUUCAAAUUCAUGAUUGGAAAUUUGACACUCUCAAAACACCCAUUCUCAAUCAAACAGAAUCCGAUCAAUUGAAAGAUGAAUUAAAAAUCUUUGCAAUUCCUGAGCAAACAUUUAAUUCUUAUUUGACAAUAACAAAUACAGUCAACGGAUUUGAAUUUCAUUUUAACGCAAAGGACGCUCUUUUGUAUGCAAAGAAUGAAGCAAUUGAUCAAUGCUCACACAUUCAAAGAAUUAAAGUCAAUUGUUACGAAACUUGGAUGAAUAAGAAAAUUCCAAACUCAAAUGACCAACUGAGUGAUGUAAAUGAAAGAGAUGAUGGCAUUGAUUGGACAUUUACAACGUUAUACAAAGGAUCUGUACCAACCAGCAGUGAUGAGAAUGAAAUACCAUCUUGUGCAAUUGUUCCAACAAAAACUCACAAGAUUGACUACGAUUUACUAAAAAGGAAAGAUGAUCCAAUACUAUUUUAUGAUGAAAUUGUUUUAUUUGAAGAUGAAUUGCAUGAUCAUGGCGUUUCCCACUUGACUGCAAAAAUUCGUGUCAUGAAUCAUUCGUUUUAUGUUUUGAUGAGAUUCUUCCUUCGUGUGGAUGGAGUUUGUAUUCGAUGCAUUGAUACCAGACUAUUUCACAAAUUUGGACAAAAUUAUUUGUUGCGUGAAUUCUCAAUUAGAGAAUCAUCAUGGAAAGAUUUGAUGAAUAACCACACUUUUAAUGCUCAGUACAAUAUGGAUCAAACUGUCAUUGGCAACCCAAAUGUCUUGGUUCCAAUUCUCACAUUGAAAGAAGAGACCACUGAUUUGAUUCAACUUAACAGAAUUGAUGCAACCAUUAUGGCUAAUUCAGAUCAAUAA